GCACUACCAUUUCAGCAUAUAAAAGCGGGCAACGCUACCAUUGAAGUCAUUACCUACGUCCGGCUCAACCUUCCAUCUCCCCUCGCAGAUCAUCAUCUACAUCUCACAUCUUCAAGUAUCUAUCUCAUUAUGAACUCGUUCACUUCGCCUCAUAUUAUUCAGAGGGGACGCGCCGUCCCCCUGAGGUUCUCUAGGCUCUCGUGUGUCCCUUCCAGAACUACCAGGGCCGACAUAUCCUCCGCCGUAGGUCAAGAGAGUGCGACUAUGGUCGACGACUGCGUCGUUACGUUCGAGAAGAGCGUACUUGGCUGGCACGGCACCGUACCUGACGACGCUGCGCUUGACACGGACUCCUGGAAGGAAGCCUGGCUCGAGGACGAUUUCAGCUCCUCUGGCUUCGUCCCCCUCUGUUCACAGCCCGAGUACGAGAAGACGUCUCUCAAGGCGAGAAUGCAAACCGACAGCAAGCUCUCGCGCAAGCUCAUCAAGUACAUGGAUCUUGCGGAGACGUACUUCGGCAUGUCUGUGGACACGCAACGCAAGUUGGCCAGGGCCGGGAACGAAACCCGCGCCCUCGAGUUCGAAGUCGGCGAACUCCACGGACAAAUAGACACUCUGACUGGCGAGCUCGCUGGCGCGAAAGCCCUCGCCGACGACCACAAGAAAGGAGUCUCUGAGCUCGAGUCUGUUCUGGAUCUGGCUAUGACUGCGAUCGGCCAACUGCAGAAGCGCAACGAGGAACUGGAAGCUAGCCAGGUCGACAGCGAGCAUCGUCUUCUUGGCUACGAUGAACGCCUCCGGGAAUCUCAGACUAUGCUAUACUCUGCUGUGUCUCAGGUUGAGAAGCUCUCCUCCGAGAACGAGAAGGUCGCCGACCAGAAGGCCGCUCUGUAUGAUGCUCUCUCCAAGUCUCUCGCCACGUCGGGUCCGAAGCAGAAAGCGUUGGAGAUGGAGAUCAAGGAACUCAAAGUUCUCCUUGCCCAGCGCGACGCGGACGUUCUUUUUGUUCGCAAGGAACUCCAGACCAUGCGCGAGGAAGCUGCUGAGAAGGCCAAGGUUGUCGACGCUGCGUGGGACAAGAAGCACACCGACGCCGUCUGCCAAUUCGAGCAGAGGCUAUCCUUCAUGCGCUCUGAGAGGGCCCGUUUCCGCAUCGAAGCCAGGGAGCAUAAGCACAAAGCGGCAUUCGUCGAGAAACAGAAGGAAGCCUCCGAGGCCGCGCUUGCAACCUGCAAUGCCAACCUGCAAGCCACAUCUCUAGAACUCAAGAAUGCGCAAGAGGAUCUGACGUACGCUCAGAAUCGAGUGGAAGAAGCUCAGAAACGCGGGGAGGCUUGCGAGCGCCACAUCCGCUACUUGGAGUCCCUACUGCCAAUCGAGGGCGAGGGGGCAAAGCGUCUUCUCAGCCUCGGCGACAAACUCGAGAAGGCCAUGGCGAAGUCUCAGCACACGCGUACUCGCAAACUGCAGGACAUCACCAACCGUCGUACCAGUGAUCUCUGCGCUACGACCCUCACGCCUGCCCCAGUACGACCCUCUAGCAAGACGACCUUGCCUGUCUGCGCCAGCAGCUACGUACCAGGCCUGCAGGGAACCCCCUACGUGCCCACCCCGCCGGCGAGCUCCUUCCCCACGCCCGACUGGACCAUGUCGGAUGCAUCCUCGCUCUCCUUCAUCAAGAUGCACGCUUCCAACCUGAUAGACGUGUCGGAGGGCGAGAUCCUGUUCGGCUCCAUGGGCACGACUGCGAACCCGAUCGACAAGUCGCCCAUUGCGCCCCGCGCAGCCCCGAGUCGGUGCCAAACUGGGAGUGUGGGGUUGAACAAAGCACCCCGGGUGGUGGGCAGACGGAGGCUGUGAGACUCUCCGCGCGUCGUCCCUCAACCUAAGGGGACGACGCAGUCGAACCAACGAGGGUUCGACAACAAGUGACACGCGAUAGGACCAAUGGGAGAGUUGGCCACGGUAGUCGGGA
Messenger RNA from Rhodofomes roseus, 1975 nucleotides. RefSeq lists its product as uncharacterized. Bases 130 to 1860 code for a protein of 576 amino acids. The transcript has 3 exons. The record is from RefSeq and is a predicted model, not a curated record. Lineage: Eukaryota; Fungi; Basidiomycota; Agaricomycetes; Polyporales; Fomitopsidaceae.